Messenger RNA from Oppia nitens, 969 nucleotides. Its product is annotated as proteoglycan 4-like. The record is from RefSeq and is a predicted model, not a curated record. The transcript is spliced from 3 exons. Bases 1 to 969 code for a protein of 322 amino acids. NCBI's taxonomy places the organism in Eukaryota, Metazoa, Arthropoda, Arachnida, Sarcoptiformes, Oppiidae. Gene Ontology annotation, molecular function: protein binding.
AUGGUAUCAUUAAUUGUCGUCAAUAAUAGAUAUAUCAUUGGUAUGAUAGCUAUGAUAUCAAUGUUGUUGACUAUUGAGACUAUUGAUACAAAUCUGUUAUCACUGAAAACAGAAAACAUAACUUAUAAUGAAUACAACUUGAAAAACUUUUGCCUAAAUAGUAGUAAUAGUAGUAGUAGUAGUACUGUCAAUGGCAUCAAUGGGAUUAUCAACCUAAGCAGCAGCACCGGCAGCACCGGUACAAACAUCAACAGUACUAACAUACCGGCCAUUGUCUAUCUGUUAGCUGAUGACAAUAAAAACAUGUCGCUAACCAACUGUACCAUUAGAUUUGUAGUUCCCAUCAAAAAAGGUCUACUAAUUGGUGUCGAUAGUAUUGCAAUCGAUAGUGGAGAUUAUCUGGCUAUCGGUUCAUCGGAUAAACGAGUGGUGUAUUGGUUUCACAAUAAAACUGGUAGUCAAGUAGGACUGGCCUUUAAACAAAAAAAUGUCCAAACAGUUGAUCUAACAUUUCACGGGGGAAAUGCUAGUAAUUCAAGUUUCUCAUUGAUUAUGACACCCUAUGAUGUGUCAAUUAUGGGAUAUUGUUUUUCAUCGACAAAUCUUAAAUGCCGUACAGAUGAUGGUGACUACCAGUGCCUAUCCAGACAAUACCAGUGCGAUGGUCAUCGUAACUGUGCCGAUGGUAAUGAUGAAAAUAGGUGUCCGACACCAUCACCGACAACAACAACGACUACUACUACUACACCUAAACCUACUACUACUACACCUAAACCUACUACUACUACACCUAAACCUACUACUACUACACCUAAACCUAUUACUACUACACCUAAAUCUACUACUACUACACCAAAACCUACACCAAAACCGAUACCGACACCAACACCGGGUCCGUCACCGUCACCGACAACCAGUCGACAACAACCGCUAAGUGGCGGUCAAAUAGCCUUUAAGAUUAUUAAUUAA